GUUAGUCAUCCAGUUUGUUGAACACAUUCCACACCAGAAGCGUUGAACGUUAAGAACUGCGUGACGGAUAUUCGUCUCGUGCUUAAACAUGGAUAUGGAAUUUGCCAACUCAAGUAACUACACAUACGAUUAUGAUUACGACAGUAUUAUACAGACAACAACAUACACGACGGAAAUUGUGGUGAACAGCGUUCUACUAUACAUUGGAGUCUGUACCAACAUAUGGAUGAUCUGGUCUCUCUACAAAUCAUGGAAGACAGGCAGCAGGAUGCAUUUCUAUCUCCUUGCCAUUUGUGUUGCUGACGUGCUGGGUUUGUGCAUCCGAUGCGGUGGCAACAUCGGGAUGUUUGCGACCGUUGUAUGGAGGGGUGGAUAUUACGGAUGUAAAAUAUUUUCAGGUCUUCAGAUGUUUGGAGCUACUAUGUCCCACCUCGUCCUAGCUGGAUUCAAUAUCGAUAAUCUUUUCACCAUCGCCUGCAGUCGCAUCAUCAAGGCGUUGCGUAUCGUCUUCCUACUGUUAUCCUUUGUAACUGCCUUCAUUAUGAGUGGCGUUAAGUUCUACUUCUACCAGCUGAAAGCCAUGGGACAUAGUAACGAGGCAUAUGAUUGUGAUUUGGAUUCAGUAGUGAUCUAUGUGGUACUACCAUUGGUGGACAUGGUGAUCUAUUUCUUACUCCCAUUACUAAUGAUGUUACUUUUGGGCUACCAUCUUUGUUUGUAUGGUGCUGUAAAAAGGUAA
This is a messenger RNA of Haliotis rubra (blacklip abalone), 739 nucleotides long. RefSeq lists its product as uncharacterized. The record is from RefSeq and is a predicted model, not a curated record. The transcript is spliced from 2 exons. NCBI's taxonomy places the organism in Eukaryota, Metazoa, Mollusca, Gastropoda, Lepetellida, Haliotidae. Bases 89 to 739 code for a protein of 216 amino acids. Gene Ontology annotation, molecular function: G protein-coupled receptor activity. Gene Ontology annotation, biological process: G protein-coupled receptor signaling pathway. Gene Ontology annotation, cellular component: membrane.